AUGUUGCGUAAAUUACUCUCUUCCACAGCUACUCUGUCUAGUCUAGUGUUGGCAGUACCUGCUACGAAUAACACAGGUCGUAACGACGGGAUUCACUUGGCUAUCGGUCCUACAUGCGGUAAACUGACUUCAACCGGAGACACAUCGGACCUCAAUGCGGGUCUCUGGGAUUUAAAGCGAUAUAAAACAAUCGUCUCAUUCGGAGAUAGCUUUACUGCCGGAGGUGUGAGAGAUGGCUCACCUCUAGCUCCGGCAGUGAUCACUCCUCCUUCUCCAAAAGCCGGUGGCAGGACAACCAAUGGGCCAGUGUGGAUUGAAUACAUUGCAAAUGAUACAUCCGCACGGUUUAUGGAUUACGCAGUUGGUGGUGCGGUUACGAACAAAACACUAUGGCCAAGUAAGUCAACUGCGAGUGACUUUAUCGAACAAGUUGGAAUCUUUCUCAAUCAGAGCAACAAAUUGGACCCUCUUACGACAUUAUAUACGGUUUACUUUGGCAUCAAUGACGUUUCAGCCUCACACACGGACGGGGCGGAAAAUCUCCCUGCAGCUGCCCAAGCUGUACUUGAUCAAAUCAAGCGUCUGUCCGCACCUCCAACUAACGCCCGUUCUUUUCUAGUCACCGACUCUUAUGGGAGAGGAAAACGGGAACCUGCCGGAGAGGCCUAUAAGAAGAAUAUAUUCAAUGGUCUUGCUAAACUUCACCAUGGUUUGCCGUUCUUGCAAAUAGGAUAUGCCGAUUUCGGCUAUAUUUGGGACGCCGUGCUGAACACCUCACCCGGCUAUGCGGCGUUUGGGUAUAACAGUCCAGGCGCAUGUGCACUGAACAGCAGCACUAUCAUCGGAGCUUGCGACGAUCCGGACCAUACUUUUUAUUGGAUUCCAGGGCAUCCUUCAAAACAAACCCAUCGCAUCAUGGGUGACUACGUCGAAUUGGCGAUGAAAAGGUGCCGAACUUUGUAG
This is a messenger RNA of Rhizoctonia solani, 963 nucleotides long. Its product is annotated as carbohydrate esterase family 16 protein. The record is from RefSeq and is a predicted model, not a curated record. The transcript has 10 exons. Bases 1 to 963 code for a protein of 320 amino acids. Lineage: Eukaryota; Fungi; Basidiomycota; Agaricomycetes; Cantharellales; Ceratobasidiaceae. Gene Ontology annotation, molecular function: hydrolase activity, acting on ester bonds.